AUGACUCCUACGCCAUGGGGCAGCCCACCCACCCAUGACUAUUACUGUGGGACACCUUACUUGGGGGACCAGGGCCAGACGAUUAACGACGUGAUUACGGGAAUAAUAUUCUUUGGAACACGAUUAUAUAUGCAAUCAACAAGCAAUGCGUCGGGUGAAGCAGAUUCUACUGCAUUGGUGGUGCUCAAUACCAGAGCUGUUGGUGGUUACAAGUCAGUAAGUGAGAUGCUCAAACCUGAUGCUAAGAUGUUGUGGGGGAACCAACUCACAUUCCUGCACAUUCCUAUACCCAACCUAACUGUUGCUGAAUCUUCAGACCCGCUCAACUUCAUUUGGAAAGCACAUCAACUGAUCAAGAGAAAAAGAAACUCUUUUGCUUUUCACCUCACCAGCAUGUUCCUGGAGACAUUGAGAAGACUAAGAGGUCCACAGGCAGCCUCUUGGUACGUUUAUAACUCUUUUAAGAACACGAGCACAGUGAUUUCCAAUCUGAUCGGGCCAGUGGAAAAAUUGGCUUUGGCUAAUCAUCCUGUUAGUGGCAUGUACUACACGGUGGUCGGAAGUCCGCAGGAUCUAACAAUAACAAUGGUGAGUUAUAUGGGAAAGCUUUGGGUUGCCAUGGCAAUGGAGAAGAGUUUCAUAAACUCCCAUAAGUUGAAAGCAUGCAUUGAAGAUGCCUACGAGAUGGUGCUCAAAACUGCAAUCCAAAAGUCCUCUCCACAGGGUGCUGCUGGGAACUAA
This is a messenger RNA of Ilex paraguariensis (yerba mate), 741 nucleotides long. NCBI's taxonomy places the organism in Eukaryota, Viridiplantae, Streptophyta, Magnoliopsida, Aquifoliales, Aquifoliaceae. The record is from the annotation of a GenBank genome assembly.